CGCUAAUUUAGAUGGACGACGUAGAGAUGUACCUUGCUCUUGAGAGUUAUGCUAUUUUAGUGUUUUCCUGAUUCCAGUAAUAUUACUUAACCAGUGUUUACUUAAAAAUUACUACCCACUAAACAAGUGUAGUGUUAAGCAACACAUGAGUAGUAAGCAGACCUUCACCUCUCAAUCAUUGUGCGCUAGGCUGUCGUGCCCCGGGCCCAAAGUAUGUCACCAAAGAUGUAAGAAGGUGACAAAUAUGACGUAUAUAAAGUGCAACAAGUCAUACGUUGUUACAGUUCAAUAUUGAUAUCUGUAUCAGUAACUACACUUCAAAAUGGUGUCCAAGGUUAUCGUUAUCCUCUCCCUCGCCGUGGCGGCUUACGCCGUGCCCCUUGUCCCCGUUAGCAAGGUGGUGUACGCUGAGCCUGAGGCGCCCGCUCACUACGACUUCUCCUACUCCGUGCAUGAUGACCACAGCGGUGACGUGAAGCAGCAGCAGGAGUCCCGUCAAGGCGACGCCGUGCACGGCUCGUACUCUCUUGUACAGCCCGACGGUGUGCACCGCAUCGUCGAGUACACCGCCGACAAGGAGCACGGAUUCAACGCCAACGUGCGCUACGAGGGCACCCCCGUCCACGCCGAACCCGCCAGGCUCGCCUACGCCGCCCCCGUAGCCAAGGUCGCCUACGCUGCUCCCGUAGCCAAAAUCGCAUACGCCGCCCCUGUUGCCAAGGUUGCCUACGCUGCCCCCAUCGCGAAGGUUGCCUACGCCGCCCCCGUUGCUCAUGUCACUUACUCAUCUCCAGCUAUCUCUUAUCACCACUAGAUGUAUUGUUAUUUAAUUGAACGAACUGUUUUAUUUAUUUAAAUGAUUAAGUGCCAUUAAAUUAUUGAAUUGAUAUACAUUGUCGUUAUUGUUCACUAGUUGACUUGACUCGU
Messenger RNA from Spodoptera littoralis (African cotton leafworm), 927 nucleotides. The record is from the annotation of a GenBank genome assembly. NCBI's taxonomy places the organism in Eukaryota, Metazoa, Arthropoda, Insecta, Lepidoptera, Noctuidae.